This is a messenger RNA of Caenorhabditis remanei, 1098 nucleotides long. RefSeq lists its product as uncharacterized. The record is from RefSeq and is a predicted model, not a curated record. The coding region runs from base 1 to 1098 and encodes 365 amino acids. The transcript has 4 exons. Lineage: Eukaryota; Metazoa; Nematoda; Chromadorea; Rhabditida; Rhabditidae. Gene Ontology annotation, molecular function: protein binding.
AUGAAUCUUCUAUUGCCGAUAUUCCGUCUACCGUUUCGAGCAAUGGAACAAGUAUCUAAAGCAUUGCACUCAAUAAUAAACAUGAUUAGCAACCGUAGAAGUAAUAAAUUUCCAAUCCUCCGUCUACCGUUUCUUGCCAUCGAAGAAAUCUUCAAAGCGAUGGAUCCAUUCGAAAUAAUCAACUUCUCAAUGACUUCCAAACGAGCCAAAAUAGUUACAAAAGCGAUGGUCUUCAAUUCAAAAUAUGUUAUAUGUGUUUUUAUAGACACAACAUUGGGAAUAGCAAUUAAUGGAACUAAAAAUCGGGUAUCAUGUGUUUAUGAAAUGACAUCAGACAAACAAAUGGACGGAAAAACUGAAGAAGAUAAACGUAAUCGUUUCAUUACACGGAAGGCAUUCAAGUAUUCUAAAGAUCCAGUAGAGGAAUGGAAACAGUUGUGUAAGCAUGUAUUGGAAAUAUUCAAGAAGCAGUCGAUCGACCGUUUAACAAUGACUAUGGAUGCAUUCGUAGAUCACAACGUUUCAAUUAUUGAUUUUUUGAGAACAAACGUGAACUCAGUAGAAAAAUGCAAUCUGUGGCAUUCGGAAGACGAGAAUGACGUAGACGAACACGCCGCAUAUUUUCUCGAUAAAUUAAAAGUUAGCAAUGAGUUAUAUUUUUAUCUAAAAAUUAAAAACGACAAUUUCAAUGGGAAAAUUCCAAAAAAUCUGAAUGAAUUAUAUCUCCCCAACUCGCAUUGGAUUGGAUAUGAGAAACUGCUUGAUAUAGAUUGCAAGCAUGUAGUCCUGACAAAUGAUCGGAUCUGGGAAGAAGAAUGGAAUUUAUUCAUCAAGAAAUGGAUAGCAAUGGAAACAAAUCAGAAUUUGGAAUACAUGGAACUCGAUAACAGAAACCUAGAUAUAUUCCGAAUUCAUGUGUUGUAUGAUAUUCCGCAUGAAGUAGUGGAUGAUGGAGUCAAACGAAUCUUGAAAACUCGCUUCAAUCAAAAUCAAGAAUUCAACGGAGGAAUCGACAUUCGACGAAUCGAUGGAAAAACUGCAACACUCUGCGUGUGCCGAAUAUUUGGAAUGAAUCGUUUUGCUAUGAGGGUUCAUUAA